CGUAAUGUGGAUUGAGUCAACAGCUAGGACAAAGUGACAUGAAGAUUUGUCAACAAACAUGACAAAGUUGAUACGAUAAAAAGGACCAAGAUAUGGUUUAAGCAUGAAUAGACCAAUUUUAAACAGAUUAAUUGCAACAACUUCCCAAGUCUGUAGGCUUUCUAGCAGAUUCUCUACAAGGAGUACUUGUAAUCAAAAAGAGAAAUGGAGCUACUUCCAGGGUCCUAGUGAAACACCAUUGUUAGGAAUAACUAUUGGCCAGGGAUUGGAACAGAGAUGUGAUUUAAAUCCUGAUAAAGAAGCUAUUAUCUUCUCAACUGGAAAUGUCAGGAAAACAUUCAGACAACUAUUGGAAGAGACAGACCAACUUGCAGCUGGACUAUUAGAGCUUGGCAUUAAAAGAGGAGACAGAGUAGGAAUAUGGGGACCAAACUCUAUAGAAUGGAUCCUGACACAGUAUGCCACGGCUAGGGCUGGAAUAAUACUGGUUAAUAUAAACCCAUUAUACAGACCAGAUGAACUGCAAUAUGCGUUGGAAAAGGUUGGCUGUACAGCUUUGAUAAUGGCUGAAGAGUUCAAAGGUCAGAAUUAUUACGACAAUUUGUUCCAACUGGUGCCUGAAUUAGCCAGGACAGACAAUGAUGGUCACAUUAAAAGUCACUUGUUGCCUGACCUGAAAAGAGUUAUAAUGAUGGGGCAUAAAAAGUACCAAGGAGCACUGAAAUUUUCAGAAGUAAUGGAGGCUGCCACUAGUAAACGUAGAACAGAAAUAUUGGAUUUACAAUCCAAGCUACAAUUUGAUGACCCAAUCAAUAUACAGUUUACAUCUGGAACAACAGGAACACCCAAGGGAGCCACAUUGUCACAUCAUAAUAUUAUGAAUAACAGUUAUUUUACUGGACGCAGACUUGGAUAUCAUGAAAUGGAAACAAGAAUUUGUGUCCCAGUGCCUUUGUACCAUUGUUUUGGUAUGGUGAUAGGAAGUUUACAGAUGGUGACUAAUGGUUCCACAUGUGUAUUCCCAUCCCCAGCAUUUGAGGCAGAAGCUACUCUUCAUUCUGUCAGUAAGGAAAGAUGUACCUCUCUAUAUGGUGUGCCCACCAUGUUUAUAGAUAUGCUGAAUCAUCAUGAUUUUGACCAAUUUGAUUUGAAAUCACUUUACACAGGGGUCAUGGCAGGGUCACCAUGCCCUAUAGAAACAAUGAGACAAGUUAUAAGCCAGAUGAAUAUGCCAAGUGUAACUGUUUGUUAUGGUACAACAGAAAACAGUCCUGUAACAUUUCAGAGUUAUAGGGAUGACGUUUUAGAGAAGAAAGUUUCUACAGUUGGAAGAUCACAUCCUCAUGUUGAGACAAAAAUUGUAGAUGAAAAUGGCAACAUUUUACCAGUUGGUGAAUCAGGAGAGUUGUGUACCAGAGGUUAUAUGACCAUGCUGGAAUACUGGAAUGAUCCUACUAAAACUAAGGAAGUUAUUAAAUCAGAUAGAUGGUACCUUACAGGAGAUAUUGGUGAAAUGGAUGAGGAUGGAUUUUGUAGAAUUGUUGGGCGUAUCAAAGACAUGAUUAUUAGGGGUGGUGAAAAUGUUUAUCCAUUAGAAUUAGAACAGAUUUUAUAUAAGCAUCCUGAUGUUAAAGAUGUACAGGUAGUAGGUAUACCUGAUGACAGACUAGGAGAGGAGAUAUUUGCCUUUAUACAGAUAAAGGAUGGUCAUUCAUGUUCAGAAGAGGAUAUAAAAAAGUAUUGUAAAGAAAAGAUGGCUAGAUAUAAAAUUCCAAAAUUUGUGAGAUUUGUGACAGAAUUUCCUCUUACAGUAACCGGCAAAGUUCAGAAAUUUAAGUUACAGGAAAUAGCUGAACUUGAUGUACAAAGCUGAUGGUUAUGCAUUAAGAUUUAAAAGAAGAACUGUUGAAAGCAUGAAAAAUUAAAUAUAAUAUGUAGAUGAGAAAUUUAUAAUAUUGUGAUUUUUAUUGCCUUAAAUACGUAAGUAUUACAUACAGCUUGAUCAGCGAGAUAAUGUCAGGUUACAGUUACAGGUGUAGAAAACGGUGAAAAAAGUAUGAUGAAAUUCAAAUGUCAAAAACACAACAAAAAAGAAGGAAAAAUGGCUUUUGGUGAUAAAACAUAAUUUAUGCCUUAAAUAGUACGAAAGCUUUGAUGAAAAUAUUUAUUUCUAAAGGUAGCUCAUGCAAUCUAUGCAUCUUGUUUGUUGAAAGCAAUGAUUCACUUUACAAUGUAUUAUUUUAAGUUGUCUCCAUCUUCAAAGUUUAACAUUGCAUUGGUUAUAUGUUGUAAAGGGAAACCUUUAAGAGGAAGCUGAAUUUAAUUAUCUCAGGGUAUGCAAUAACUUCAGUUCAGUUUUUUUUUACAUUUUUGCAUGCAUUAAGCUAACAAACUUUGGGCAUACAACAAAUCUACAAAAACUGCCAAUUAGCUUCAUUUUGAUGUAUAAAUUUACAUAUCAUCAACAUUCUUCCUCCAUAAUAUAUUUUUCUAUAAGAUUUUAAUACAAAGAGGUGCAGUUCAGUAUAGCAGUAAUUCGAACUAUAAGUAUGCCUAAUAAGCAAUUUUUUUAUGAUUAUGCAAAUCUUGACAUGUUUAUGAUGAUAGCACAAGCUUUAUCAUCCAUUCAUAUAGUGUUAAUGAGCUGUUAUGAUAUUUUAAUGCAGCAAUGAAAAGGUUGGACAGUUUUAAGUUUGCAAAUUUAAAUGUUUGUUUUAUUAUUUUAUGUAACUUUAUAUAUAUUCUCAUAAUGUAUUUUUAUUUGGUGUAUCAUUUUAGGUGUCUUUAUUCGGUUUCAACAAUCUAUUUUAUAAAUCUGCUUUUAGGUCUAACAUAUAGCAUUCUUAGACCUACUCCUUUGAACUAAUGCUAUUUCAUUAAACAACACAAUUGUAAUAUGUUAACCAUAUUAACUUUUCUUUAAAAAAAACAUGUCUAGUGAUAACUCAAAAUUGUUCAAUUCCAUCUUAACACAAUAUAUGCUUCCUCAGAGACAAGCUACUAUAAAUUUUGAAAUUGAUUUAAUUGUAGUUCCCAAGAUUUAUGUGCCUUUUUUCAUUUAAUCCCUCAUAAGCUCAUAACAAUCAAACCUCUAGUUAAGGUAACCUUAGGUACUAUUUUUGCCGAGCCUUCGAGAAAUGAAUAUUGAAAAAUAUAAGAAAUGAAUAUUGAAAAAUAUAAGAAAUGAAUAUUGAAAAAUAUAAGAAAUGAAUAUUGAAAAAUAUAAGAAAUGAAUAUUGAAAAAUAUAAGAAAUGAAUAUUGAAAAAUAUGUGACACAGUGGUUAUAAAACAUCUAUUAUCUUUGUUAUAUAGUAUGAUAAUCAAUUUUGAUAACUGGUUUGUUUUUAUGAUUUAUUUGUUGAGGUUUAUACAUAUUGAAAUUUUAUAUUUGAUAUAUUUAUAUAAGCAGAAAAGUAUAUAUAUGUA
Molecule: messenger RNA, 3427 nt
Organism: Mytilus trossulus (common blue mussel)
Lineage: Eukaryota; Metazoa; Mollusca; Bivalvia; Mytilida; Mytilidae
Product: medium-chain acyl-CoA ligase ACSF2, mitochondrial-like
Exons: 15
Coding region: 104-1873 (589 amino acids)
Biological process (GO): fatty acid metabolic process
Molecular function (GO): medium-chain fatty acid-CoA ligase activity
Source: RefSeq, a predicted model, not a curated record